Molecule: messenger RNA, 1030 nt
Organism: Mytilus trossulus (common blue mussel)
Lineage: Eukaryota; Metazoa; Mollusca; Bivalvia; Mytilida; Mytilidae
Product: carnosine synthase 1-like
Exons: 2
Coding region: 92-1030 (312 amino acids)
Biological process (GO): carnosine biosynthetic process
Molecular function (GO): ATP hydrolysis activity; carnosine synthase activity
Source: RefSeq, a predicted model, not a curated record
AUCAAGACUACCUUUUUUCAUCCGUGGAGAUACACUUAUAUUUAAAUUACGGUUCGUGGAUGUUGUAAUGCGAUAAAUAUACUGUGUGCAGAUGGCCAAGAAUCAAGAAGCGACCUUGGGGAAUGAUUCUAUAACAUGGAACAGAGAAAAUAUUGAGCAAAUAUCAGGAAAAACUGUUCUGGUCAUUGGAGCGUCUGGUAAAGACCGCCGAUUUGUGUGGAAAACUUUUCAGGAUUUGAAUAUUAAGGUUGUUCUUGUGGAUUUAAAAGAAAACAAACACCUUCGUGACAUUGUUGCUGUUUUGUUCAAAUACAAUUACUUUGAAAAUUCAAUACUAGCAGAUGAAAGUCAUGGUGAUGCCAUUAUAAAACUUCUCGGUCCAACAGUGAACCAAUUAUCAGCAUGCUUCACUUUCGACGAAUAUUGUAUCCAUUUAACAUCAAUAUUGUGUCAGAAGUUAGGAUUUGUUGGAGUCAGUCCUGAUGUUGCCCUUAUGGUCCAGAGCAAACAACUUACAUAUGAUGCUCUGAGAACAGAACCACGUGAUUAUGAUACCAAUCAAUAUUCCCCUUUAUCAUUCCAAAUCCAAAAUGUAUCAGAUAUAUCAAAUGCAAAAGGUUUAUCAUUUCCAGCGAUACUGAAACCAGAAUAUGGUCAUUUUUCCGAGGCUGUAUCAAAAGUGUACUCAAUUGAUGAUUGUGCUUCUAAAUUUAACAUGCUACAAAGUACAUAUGAAAAGGAUUGGGAUGGGGUUGGCUUUGGUAGUUCAAUGGUUCUUAUGGAAUUUUUGCCAGGUAUUGUUCACCAUAUUGAUGUAAUAAUAUUUCAGGGUGUUUUGAUUAAAGCACUGGUCACUGACAUGGGUCCAAAAUUACCAUAUGGAUUUUCUGAUACAACCACGUGUUUUCCUACUACCUUACCAGAUAAACUCGUGGCAGAAAUAAUUCAGGCAUCAUUCAAUUGUUGCAGAAAGAUCGGACUAGAUAAUGGCGUUUUCAAUGUUGAAAUGGUAGUGACUCCAAAUGGUUAA